This is a messenger RNA of Amphiprion ocellaris (clown anemonefish), 921 nucleotides long. RefSeq names its product high choriolytic enzyme 1-like. Gene Ontology annotation, biological process: proteolysis. NCBI's taxonomy places the organism in Eukaryota, Metazoa, Chordata, Actinopteri, Pomacentridae. Bases 32 to 805 code for a protein of 257 amino acids. The record is from RefSeq and is a predicted model, not a curated record. Gene Ontology annotation, molecular function: metalloendopeptidase activity; zinc ion binding. The transcript is spliced from 9 exons.
CUCUCUAUUCAGGGAUACAGUUAUUGUCGACAUGGUUGUGCUGAAGUGCAUUGUGGGCCUUGUGGCCCUGUUGGCCAUCUCAGCUUGGGCUGAGGAGGAGGCUUUGACAACUUCAGAGCGCAUUGAGAGAGCAAAUCGGGAUGUUGUCCGUUCUCCUGGUGAGCCCUACGUGGAAGAUGACAUUGCCUAUCAGUCUCGGGCCGGGAGAAAUGCUGAUCCCUGCACGUCUCGUGGCUGCAUGUGGCCUAAAUCCUCUGAUGGAAAAGUCUAUGUACCCUACACCCUUUCCAGCGCUUUCUCCUCUCGUGAGGUGUCAGUCAUUGAGCGUGGUCUGCAGUCCUUCCAUGAUUUCUCUUGCAUCCGUUUUGUCAGACGCACCAGCCAGAGAGACUACCUGAAUAUCCAGUCCCUGAAUGGGUGCUACUCCUAUAUUGGCCGUACUGGUUAUGGGCAGGACCUGUCUCUGCAGCGUUCAGGCUGUGUUUACCACGAUACUGUCCAGCAUGAGGUGCUCCACGCUUUGGGCUUCCAUCAUGAGCAGAAACGUUCCGACCGUGACCAGUACAUUCGCGUUGUGUUGGAGAAUGUCAUUUCUGGAAAGGAGCACAACUUUGACAAAGUUGCCACUCUGAACCAGGACACCACCUAUGACUAUGGCUCUGUUAUGCAUUACAGCAAGUACGCCUUCUCCAAGAACAAUGAGCCCACCAUGGUAGCUAUCCCUAACGCUAACGUUCAGUUUGGCACGGCCACUGAGAUGAGCCAGAAAGACAUCACCAGGCUCAACAGGCUGUACAAAUGCUAACAGGUGACCAGGAUGGUAUGUGGAAUACAGCUCAUGAAGAGAAUCAUCAUCAUCAUUCGGUCAACAGUAAAUGUAAAAUGCUGUGAUUUCCUUCAAUAAAAUUCAGUUUAAGCAUA